Molecule: messenger RNA, 392 nt
Organism: Rotaria sordida
Lineage: Eukaryota; Metazoa; Rotifera; Eurotatoria; Philodinida; Philodinidae
Source: the annotation of a GenBank genome assembly
AUGCUUGCUGGACCACGUCCAAAUUUUAAUACUGGCCCUCCUUCACAAUCAAUGCAACAACAAUCACAACCACCAUCUCAAAUGUAUCCAAAUCAAUUUCAAGCACCCACUCUACCACCUAAUUUUCCAGGCGCUCAACAACAACAACAACGUCCUAUGUUACCACCCAAUUUUCCUGGUAGUCAACAACAACAUCAACUACCACCAUCAUCAAAUCAACCAUCUUCAUCACAACCACAUUAUCCUACAGGCAAUCAACAACCUCUACCACCACCACAAUAUCAAUCACAAGUAUCCAAUCCUACAGGUGUUCAACAAAUAUCACCAGGACAAUUCCCAUCACAGCCACCUCCUUUAGCAACUAAUCAACAACAAUUCCCAUCACAACCACC